AUGUCUAUUGACACGAGUCCAGUUCUAGCACCUAUGACACUUGGUCGAUCAUUCCAGCUUGGAAUGCUAUAUGACUUCAAAACGGACAUGCCUGUUAGUGAUGUUUCACUUUGGGAUGAUAGGUUGAUUACAAAUUAUGUCAAAGCUUGGCUAAUACCAUCGAGUGGCUAUGAGAUUCAUGCUGAAGAUUCAUUAGCAAAGAGACUAGAUCUUUUCCAAUUGGACUCAGAUUUGAAGAUGAGUGUUCUGUCAGGUCUUGUUGAGCUGACUCACUCGAGCAAGUUGAUAGAUGAUCGUAAACAAGGAGAACAUCAUCGUCGUUUCGUGAUGAAAUAUUCCGUCACUACACAACAACGCGAAUUAUCAACCAAUCAUUUGAGUAUACAUAACGCGAAGUAUCCUCAGGUGAUCCAUGAACGAAUCGCCACGCAUCUGGUGACUGGAAUUCUUUAUGGAGCCGAAGUGUAUUUUGUCUUUAAUCAAGCAGCAGACAGCGGGGAAAGUUUCACGAUUAACGAACGAAAUCUUCUUGAACUUUUACAAAAGUUGACAACAUAUCAAAUAUUUCAGAAUGGUAAAUUAUAUCUCACAGAUAAUGAAAGAAAACUAGCGAGAACAUUAACAUGUCGAUAUUAUGGUGAUUUGCAGCUUGUCUCAGAGCCAACAACAUUUGAACAAGUUGCUCAUCUAUUUCGUCGAUUACCGCAACUUCUUGAAGAUCGAUCGAUUCCGAAACAGGUGUGGUUAUAUCCAUUGCAUCUGUUAGACAGAUCUAGUAUCGGCUAUCGUAAUUUUCCUCACAGUAAAAAUGACCUUGUGAACAGAUCAGUUGAAUUAUUCGAACGAUUAUAUCGACUGGAAAUGAAAAUAAAUGGUUUGAAGGCAAGAACUCCCUAUAAACCAUUGCUUUAUCAAAUUCAUGAACUAUUAUCACUCUACUCUGCUGCAAUCGGCAAGUUUCAAAUCGAACUGAAGAAGCAAAUAAAAGAUUUGUGGAUAGAAUUUCGUCAGGAUGGUAUGAAUGAAAAUAUCUACCGAGACUUCUUAAAUAAAAUGUACAUCUAUCCGUUGAAUGCGAAGAAAACUAACAAUUGGAUUCAGUCCAUUAGUGAAGGAGUUCAGAAACUCGUGAAUUUUACCGAUCUUCUACAUAAUUCAGUUAACAUUGUUGUGGGAAACGCAUCGGUGGAAUCACCGUUUGUUCUUCGCUUAAUUAUCCAUGUUCUAGAAAAAUCCGAUCCAUUUUUAAAUGAAUUAUUUCAAUUCCUACACGAUGCAAAUGAUCAAGUCAUCGCUCCGAGUACCAAAAUCAACUGUUGGUUUAAUCAGGAUAACUUUACAUCGAUUCGAAAUAAAAUCGCCCUUUUCUGUGAGUUUGCGCAAGCUAACAGCAAGAACGAGGACAUUCAAUACAUUGUUGAAGCUCGAUACGCUGAAGAGUUUCAUAUGAACAAAGAUGUAUCAAUUAUUCUGUACCAAAACAGAACUCCAACAUAUUUCGAAAUUCCAAGUAAACCUGGUAGAGCCAAAGUAACAAAUAUAUCUCGUGAAGUUUUUACACUAACUUGGUCAAAACCAAUUUAUGGAAGCCAGAGCAUUAAACAAUAUAAAGUUUAUAACCAACUUGAUGGUACACAACGAUGGACAGUAUUUCAUAUCACUGACGAUGAUACCCUGACUACUGCUAUUUCGGAACUUCCACGAGGAAAAUAUCGAUUCAAAAUCAAAGGAAUUACCUUAAUUGGUGAUACAGCUGAAAGUGACGCCAGUGAACUAAUCGAUAUGAAUGAGCCAAAACCAUCACCACCAGUCAUGGUUGCCCCACCAAUUCCUCCACAUCCAACACUUCUACUUGCUCUCACUCAGAAAACGCAACCAAUCGUGUCUGCUAAAACAAUUACCGAUAAAAAAGCAACUCUCGACGUUAUGCCUGCCUGGUUUGAACAAGUUAAACCCGUACCUCUAGAAAGAAUUCGUCCACCAGCCAGUUUCGACAAAAAUUCACCGACCGACGUUCGCACUUAUCAAUGCUUAGCUACCUAUCGAUCGAUGAAAAAUAAAACCAAGAACAUCGACUUCGUUGUCGAACCUUUCAAAGCAGAUGUCGAAAAUACGGAAACACUAGUCGUCGUUCUCAACGAACUCGCCAAUCAACUUGGCACACGCUUAACUUUUACCAACUCCGAUUUCAAAUAUGAUGACAGUGCUUAUCGAACUGCAUGUGGUGUGGCUAACCUUGGUAGCAUUCACACGUUUCUUGCUUCAGAAGGACAGUUUCAAACAGCAAAAUUUACUCUCCAUCUCAAUCUUGACUACGAUAAUUUGACAGCAACGCCUGAAACGUUGCAGAAGUUUGUUGUAGACAGUAUCAAUGAUAUUUCGUCGGUUGUUGGAUGUAAAAAAGAAUUCAUUCGAGUGUUUGAGGUUCAACGAACACAAUCGGCUUUUCUUGGCUUCGGUAUUUGUGGUCCAUCCCUUCUUGAAACAGAAGCUAUAGCUGAGCAAACGAAAGAUCGAUUGAAUGACCCUGACGUGAAAGAACGAGGUGGUGUUUUUAAAUAUGUAAUUAGGGAAAACUAUGAUUUUAAACUGGAGCCCGUGCAUGUGCAACUGCAGUUACAAGAAAAAGACUUCGAUUCUAAGCAUAAUCGUAAAUAUGAUUUCGCUGGUACAGCUAAAAGGGGUGGUAAACCAUACUAUUUCCCCGAAGGAUGGUAUCGACAUGCUUUGAGAGUGGUCGACAAGUAUCCGGAGGACAAGGCAUGGCUUAAGAUGGACAAUUCGCCAGGUGAAUGGGCUGUUGCUUAUCAUGGCACUAAUUACAGUGCUUUGAAAGGUGUUAUAAAUCAUGGUCUAAUGCACGAGUUCGUGACGAAGGAUUUAUGUGCUGCCCAAGCCAAAAAACAAAACCCUUCGAUUCCAGACGUCAAAGGAUUAUACGUAGCAACACAUUGUGAAGGUGGAGCAGCAAACUACGCUAGUACUUUCACGGUAAAGGAUUCGAUCGGUGCUCAUAUUGAUUACAAAGUUGUCUUUCAAUGUCGAGUACAACCAGGAAAAUUUACCGAACACACAGGUCCGGUGAUUAAGGGCAAGGCCUGGCGUGUAUUUGAUGAAAAGGCCAUUCGACCAUAUGGUUUACUACUUCAAGAACAAAAGCAAAACAACUAA
Adineta ricciae is the source of this 3171-nucleotide messenger RNA. Lineage: Eukaryota; Metazoa; Rotifera; Eurotatoria; Adinetida; Adinetidae. The record is from the annotation of a GenBank genome assembly.